Messenger RNA from Bubalus bubalis (water buffalo), 4797 nucleotides. RefSeq names its product zinc finger protein 211. The record is from RefSeq and is a predicted model, not a curated record. NCBI's taxonomy places the organism in Eukaryota, Metazoa, Chordata, Mammalia, Artiodactyla, Bovidae. The transcript is spliced from 3 exons. Gene Ontology annotation, biological process: regulation of DNA-templated transcription.
GGUGUCUUCCUGGCGGACAUUUUGAUUCCUCUCAAGUCUGUGGAGCAGGACGGAAGGUCUGAGCGUGCAGCGUUGGGAGGCCUGUUGCAGGCCGAGAGAGCGCAAGGGGCGUCUUCGAAGGCACCGCAUAGGGGACGGCGUAAGAGCUGGGGACACUGCCGCCUGCAGGGUGUGUCCGCGCCAAGUCCGACCUGACGAGGUGGAGGGUCGCCGCACCGCUCUGUGGAAAGAAGCUCUGAUGGCGGUGCCUGCCCUGAAGGACCCCGGUCAGAGCCAUGUGACCUUUGAGGAUGUGGCCGUGUACUUCUCCCAGGAAGAAUGGUGUCUUCUUGAUGAGGCUCAGAUACAACUGUACCUUGAUGUCAUGUUGGAAAACUUUGCACUUGUAUGCAUGCUGGGUUCUUGGCCUGGAGUUGGGGAUGAAGAGAUACCUUUUGAACAGAGCAAAUCUGCAGGAGUGUCACAGAUUGGGAGUCCCAGGACAGAUUCAUCUGCUGAGAAGGUCCAGCCCUGUAAGAUAUGCAUCCUGGUCUUGAGAAACAUUUUGCACUUGACUGAAGAGCAGGGAACAAAUAGUGGACAGAAAGCAAACACAUGUGGGGCACAUGGAAAACGGUUCUGUUUCACUGCAGACAUUCAGCAGCACCAGAAGCAGCACACGAGAGAGACUCUUUUACAAUAUAUUAUGGGGAAACUCUCAUUUUUGAAGAGCUGCACAAUUCAUGCAUCAGGAAGUCUCUCCCCAUACAAUGAGAUUGAGAAGGAAUUCGUGGCCAACCUUGGAGUUCAGCCACAGGCCAAAAACACCAGGAAUCAACAAAACAACAGUAAGGAGUGUGAAGUUGUUUUUCACAGUGGAAAAAGUCAUCAGCGCUCGGGAGAAGGCAAGAAAGCCUCCAGCCGCACAGACAUACUUGUUCAAGAUGAGAGAAUCCUCACUAGUGAACAGUCUUGUGAGUUCAAAGGCGGCACUCACCAAAGUAACCAUGUUCAGCACCAGAAAGGUCACAUUAGAGAAAGGUCUUCUGAGUGCACUGAAUGUGGGAAAUCCUUUGGCCAAAGAAAGUAUCUCAGGAUUCAUAGGCGAAUCCACACUGGAGAAAGGCCUUAUCAGUGCAAGGAAUGUGAUAAAUCUUUUACCUAUAAGAACCGUUUCGUUGGACAUCAGAGAAUUCAUACCGGAGAAAGGCCAUAUGAAUGCACUCAAUGUGGAAAAUGUUUUACCCAUCAAUCCUCUUUCUAUGUACAUCAAAGAAUUCACACUGGAGAAAGGCCUUAUAAGUGCAAUGAAUGUGGGAAAUCUUUUAUCAACAACUCCAAUUUCCAUAGACAUCAGAGAAUUCACAAAGGAGAAAGGCCUUAUACCUGUAAUGUAUGUGGGAAAUCUUUUAUAACUCUGGCUGGCAUCCGAUAUCAUCAGAAAGUUCACAACAGGGAAGUGCUGUAUAAAGGCAGUGACUGUGGGACAUCCUUUAAUCAAAUGCACCACCUCAGUUCCAGUAGGAAAAUCCACACUGGAAAAAAGCCCUAUGAGUGCAGUGAAUGUGGGAAAUCUUUUACUGCUAGCUCUAGCCUUUGGUAUCAUCAGAGAAUUCACAGUGGAGAAAGGCCUCAUGAGUGCAGUGAAUGUGGGAAAUCUUUCAUUGUUAGGUUGAGCCUUCGCAAUCAUCAGAGAGUUCAUACUGAAGAAAGGCCUUAUAAGUGCAGUGAAUGUGGAAAAUGUUUUACUAGCAGUUCGAGCCUUCUUCGUCAUCAGAGAGUUCACAACGGAGAAAGGCCUUAUGAGUGCAGUGAAUGUGGGAAAUCUUUUACUGCUAGCUAUGGCCUUCGGUAUCACCAGAGAGUUCACAGUGGAGAAAAACCUUAUGAGUGCAGUGAAUGUGGGAAAUCUUUUACUGCUAGCUCUAGCCUUCGGUAUCACCAGAGAGUUCACAGUGGAGAAAAACCUUAUGAGUGCAGUGAAUGUGGGAAAUCUUUUACUGCUAGCUAUGGCCUUCAGUAUCAUCAAAGAGUUCACCAUUGAGAAAACCUUUAUGAGUUCAGUGAAUGCAGGAAGUCUUUUAUUAAUAAGUUCAGUCUUCUUAAUCAUCAGAGAAUUCACACUGGAGAAAGGCCUUUUGAGUGCAGUGAAUGUGGGGAAUCUUAAUAGUAGAUCAGGUCUAUUUGGUUAUCGAGAGUUCACACUGGAGAAGGGGCCUCACGAAUGCAGCUAAUGAGGAGAGCACUAGCGUUGGAGUUGGGAUAGUAACGGCGUGGGAGGACAUAAGUACAGUCACCAGGCAGCAAAUGGACCAUUUCUAGGGAGGGAUUUGAGGCACAGAGGGUGUGUUUUCUAAUUAUCUCCCAGCAAUGGACAGGUAUUUGGAAUUCAGUGUCAGGUUGCCUGUUUUCAGGACAAGGGGAGUCUGGUCACUGUGAUCCUCUUUCCCUUCCAACCCAGCUUUGGGAACUCAAAGAAUACCUAAUCCAUCCUCUGUCCCUGCACCCCUCCUCAAGAGUCUUGCUCAUACACUGCACUCCAUGCUCAGUGGUCAUGACUAUCCACUGGAAAGCAGCAUUCGUGGUUUUCCUGUAAAUAAAUGAUCCUGUUAUCUACCUGGUAAUGCUCUGUUCCCAGCACCUCCGUGCCACAGCAUUGCACUGGGUUUAGGGCAGCCAAGAGUGGAGAAGAGACUUGUAUGAUACUGUAUGAUAUCUCUUAUGUGCAACUUAAAAACAAUACAAAAGAAUACACGUGCAAAACAGAAACAAACAAGCAAAAAAAAAAAAGAAAAAAGGUUUAGGGGCUUCACUGGCGGCUCACUGAUAAAGAGCCUGCCUGCCAGUGCAGGGGGUGUGGGUUCAAUCCUGGCUCAGGAUGACCCUCUGCAGGAGGAAGUGGCACCCCACUCCAGUAUUCUUGCCUGGAGAAUCCCAUGGACAGCGGAGCCUGGCAGGCUACAGUCCAUGGGGUCUCAAAGAGCUGGACAUGACUUAGCAACUACACAGAUACAGAAAACAAACUAAUAGUUAUCAAAGGAGAGACAGAAGUGUGAUGGGACAAAUUAUGUGUAUGGGAUUAAGAAAUUAAAAAUCAUUUAUAAAACAGCAACAAAUUUAUAUUGUAUCAGAUAAAGAAUUAUAGCCAUCAUUGUAUAAUAACAUUUGGUAGAGUAUAAUCUGUAAAAUACUGAAUCACUGUGCUGUACACCUGAAACUAGUAGAAUAUUGUAAAGCUACUGCAAUUAAAAAUUAAAAAAGGUGAAUUUUCCACAGAAUUGUUAAGAUUGUAUUUUCUGGAUGGUACAAACCACCAGAUGUUUAAUAAAGGGAGUAUCUAUGAAAGUGAUUUGUAUUAUUUAUGAAAAUGGUCAGUCAGGUGUGGCUACAAGAAAAAAGGAAAACAGUGAUGCUCACAAAUCCUGGAAACACAUGGGAAAGUUAUCAGGGUAGUCAUGAGACAAGGCAGGAGUGGGGAGUGUUCAGAACACUGUCUGUGUUGCGGUUCUGUGGGAAAGGCCUGGCAGAGUGGGGUAAACAACUAGGAUUGCUUGCUUUGAAUAAUUUUGGACUUCAUGCUAUAGGGGUGGCCUCUAGUUGCUUGGUGCUUGGUGCUGUGAUGAUGAAGAAAGAGAAACAUUGCCUCCAGGGGUGUUCAGCCAUGUGGAGGAUGUGUGGCUCUUGAUUGUUCAGUUUGCUUUCACACAGAAGCAGGACACAUUUGAGUAUCACAUGAGAAGCUAGUAUAUUUUGCUAUAUGAGAAAGAAAUAGUCACUUGCCUGCUUAACCACAUCUGCCAUGUCACUUUGGCCAUGACCUCUCUGGCCAUUGAUAUGGGCCUGGGGACUAGAAAUAAAAAUGUCAGUAAGGGCUUGCAGGCUUGUAGCUAUUAUGAACCAGUGGCCUACCUGAGAUGAAUUCCCUUCAUUUCAUAAACAUUCCUGAACAGGAGGUGUCUGGUGGGGGAGCAAAGCGGAUCGUGUCCCUGUGGUGCAAACAAGCACGUGGUAACAAACUGUACCUCUCAGUUUAAUGUUUCUUUCCAUUUUGCCAGGGCAUCCUACUAGAUGAUGAAGCAUAAUUAGGUUAAUUAAUUACCGUAUAACUUGUUUUUCUCUUAGCAAUUGAAGGCAGGGAUAUACUUACCAUUUUACCCCAGGAUGUAGCAGAAUAUAUUGCACAUGAUAGUUACCUAUUUUAAAAGAAUAAAAAUUAAUUUUAAAAAGCAAAAAAAAAAAAAAAAGUGAGUGAUCCAAAUGCCAAAAUGAGAGAAAACUUACAGAUGUUUAACAAAAGUAGGAAAAGCAUUUUUCUCUGGUGCAGAAGACAAAGAACUUAGAGAAACAAGUGUCACUGCACAAAGGAGCUGGAAGCUGGGAAACAUGAAGGAAGCUAGUAACACAGCGUCUAUCAGUCACUGGCCUGGAUUUACAAUCAUAGCAACAGAAAGAGUAGAAAUGGAAGAGAGAGUUAAAAGUCGAAGAAGCUCACCAGGAUCAGGAUGACGUGUGUGGCUCUGGCAUCAUGGGAAGGUCUGGGGAAAUUCCGUUGCUGUGAAUGUGUUGGACCUGCUGCUUGUGCCUGUGAAGGACACAGAUCGUGUACCCACUAGUCCAGAUCAUGACACCCAAACAAUAGCAUCCAGUUAAGAAAAUCCACAUAACAUCUGCAUCUAAUAUCUGACAGAGUAUCUGUCAGACAUGACUGAGGAACUGUAUCCAAAAUUUUCUGAAUGGAGCCCUCCAGAGAGCUCCAUCACAUGUACACAUGUACUGGUGGCAUUACUGUAAAUAAAGUGUGCGAUCUCCCAUUGUUAA